UUACUAUGCGCACAAACACUGCUUGGCUUCACUUUCAUGGCGAUGUGAGACCGAAGCAGCUAGCUAGCUGCAUAGCUAGCCUAAGCUCAAGCCAGUGAAGACUCAUUUAAAUAAUAGCAGAAAGGCCGGACAUAAAAGUGCUGUCUCUGUCAACGUCGUAACAUUGUCUUGUUCAUGCUGCAAAGCAAAGUGACGACAUUUUUUAGACGUGCUGCUCGGUUGUCAAGCUGCAGGCUAGCUUUAGCUUAGCAUGUGUUGCUAAGUGACUCGGUGUGAUUUGAUAUGGCAGCUCGUGUGCUAACCAACACCCGCGGCAGCUUGACGCUUUUAAUCUUCUGCGUGGACGUCUUUCAAAUAAAUAUAUUUAGUAUUUGCUAUAUGACAACUGCUACGUCCGUUCGCUAGGACCAAUUGUCAUCGCAACUGCCUGGCCUGGAAUGGAGCCAGGCGACUUGCGGGAGAGCCCCGCCGGUUCCGGGGAGUCUGACGCGGGGGACUGGAGAGAGAUUCGACCCGGUGGGGACGAGGAGGGCAAGGCGACCCAAACCCGUGAAACAUCGCCGGAAAUGUCGCAGAGGGACAACUGCCGCGAAAAAGUCGGUGACAAAACGUCUAAACUAGACCAGCUUCACAGCCCCUACGACGACGAACUGGACCCCCGAAUUCAGGAAGAGUUGGAGCAUCUUAAUGAAGCCAGUGCAGAAAUAAACAAGCUAGAGCUGGAACUGGAUGACGCCAGGUCAGGGUACCGUAAAAUCCUCACCGAGUCUGCCAGGAAGCUCAACGCUCACAGCUCGCAGCUCGGCACCUGCAUCGAUAAGGCAAGGCCGUACUACGAGGCUCGUCGGCUGGCCAAGGAGGCUCAGCAGGAGACGCAGAAGGCAGCGCUAAGCUACGAAAGAGCAGUUUCCAUGCACACGGCCGCCAGGGAGAUGGUCUACGUGGCAGAGCAGGGACUCAUGGCUGACGGAAAGAACACCCUUGAUCCCACCUGGCAGGAGAUGCUUAACCACGCUACCUCUAAGGUGAACGAGGCCGAAGAGGAGCGACUCCGCAGUGAGAGGGAGCACAUGCGCGUCACCCACGCUUGCCAGGAAGCCGAGGCUCGAGUCCAGAUGCUGCAGAAGUCUCUGAAGAGGGCCAUCGUCAAGUCCAAACCCUACUUUGAGCUUAAGGCGCAAUUCAACCACAUCCUGGAGGAGCACAAGACCAAAGUUCUGCAGUUGGAGCAGCAUGUAUCCAAAGUCAAGAUGCGCUACUCCAUCACCCUGAAGAACCUGGAGGACAUCAGCGAGCAGAUACACGCCCAGAGAGGCCGGGACCAGGACGAAGGACGCCCCACUGUCUGCGGUGGGCGGAGUCCUCCUGUGGGGGCCGAGUCAGACGCCGUGGCUCGGAAAGAAGGCGGGGCCUGUGGCGGCGCGGUGGUUAACGAUCGAUUGGACACGGCCGGUCACUUGCUGGAGAAGUUCAAGGAGAAGGAGGAAGAACGGGAGAGGGAGAGGGCGGGCUCGGAUUCCCUCUCCGUCUUUAGCCUGCAGACCAUCGCCUCCGACCUGGAGAAAUAUGACUCCAUCGAGCACCUCGGGGAUCUGAGCGAUGUGGGCAGUGUUACCGGGGAGGAGGGCGAGAAGGAGCGAGUGAUGGACCGGCGAGACAAGAUGGCCACGGAGAUGAGCGCUCGAGAGCGCCAGCAGCAGUUCCUUAAGCAGCACCACCGAAGCUUCAGUUUGUGAGGCCACGCGGCGCCAGUCACUUGUAGCCAUCGGAAGAUUGUGGAACUCUUCCCCCCCAAACCGGAGUAUCGCGAAUGAGCUGCUGAAAUGUUCAACCAGAGCGACGCGGUUGUACGUGUAAAUAAGCACACGCGUUGACUUACACUUUAUCGGAAAUUUAAUGCAGCCCUCAGUUAGCAGCACCAGCUAGUUGGUUACCACUGUACAUUAACUCCCUUGAGGAAACAGCAUUGCUUCCUAUAUAGCAUGUUCACUUCACGCCUCCUUAGGGAGCCAGGCAGAACUGAAGCUAGUUGGAACACGCGCUAUACCAUCACUCCUCUGAGGGAGGUGGAAACCUGUUAGCAUUCCAUGCUAGUUACCUCGUGCAUUAUACAUUCACUCUACUGACAAAACAGGCUGAGAAUCCAUUAGCAUUUAUGCUAAAUGGGAUGUGUGCUAUCUAUCCAUUCACUCCUCUUUAAGGGAACAGGGCAAAUUUCCGUUAGUUAGCUUUACACACUGACUGACCAGACAGGGAAGCCGUUAGCACUUAUGCUAAAUAGUACACAUAGCUAUUCAUUCACUCCUUCAGCAUUGUAAGCUACUUAAAUGUGUAGCACAUGUCCGAGCUAGCUCACAUUCACUCCUCGUGGGGAACCAAGCAGGAAGCCAACUCAAGCAGGACUUUGUCAGCGUUGCACGCUAGUUAAGUUUACUAUACGUUCACUUCUCUGAAGGGAACCAGGUGGGAAUUCUUUAAUCGUACAGGAAGCUUGCGUGAUGCUUGGUGUGGAUGUUAAUGUGAUGCGGUGACACGUGUGUCUUCAAGGUCGCACUUUCCACAUUUUCCUGUCGUGUUUGCACAUUUCAAGUCAUCCCUGAUGAAUGUUCCUAGAAAGAAGAGGAUCCCGUGGAUAUCCUCUGUCGUUUGACAGCAUGCACAGCAUUUUACUACAUGAUUAGAUGGUUUGUGGCAUGAUGGGAUUUUUUCUUAGGGCUGAACCUGAGCGCUGACGGCGGUAACGCUGCAUGACGACGCUCUUGUUUCCGCCCUCCUUCCCUGUGAAAAAACAAAAAAAAGCCAUCGCCAAAUGUGCUGUUUCUUUUCUUUUGCAAGAGCACCAUUUUAGUUGAUCAAAUAUUGUCAUUGUUGACGUGUGCCUUGCUGUCAAACAACUAUCAAAUGAAACGUUAGCAUACUUUGUUUUAAGUGUAUUUUUGUGUCUGAAAACAUUUUUUGCCCGUUAUUUAUUUUUUAAAUCUAACUAUGAAGGCUUUUGCAAUUGCAAUUGCUCAGAGGAUUUGAGCCACAGGUGAGAUUUACGCCCGUUACGUGGUCUGCUGCGUCUUUGAACGUGGUCCGCAACGUUACGUGGUCUGCCAUGUUUUUGAUCAUAGUUAGCCACGUCAUUUAACGUAGACAGCCACGUCAUUGAACGUGGUCUGCUACGUCUUUGACUGGUCCGCAACGUUACGUGGUGUGCCACGUUUUUGAACAUAGUUAGCCACGUCAUUUAACGUAGUCCGCCACGUCAUUGAAUGUGGUCAGCCACCUUUUUUAAUGUGAUCUGCUACGUCAUUGAACGUGGUCCGCAACAUUAUGUCGUCUGCUACGUCUUUGAAAAUGGUCCAACGUUACGUGGUCUGCCAUGUUUUUGAACAUAGUUUGCCACAUCAUUUAACAUAGUCCACCAUGUCAUUGAAUGUGGUCCGCAACAUAACUUAGUCUGCCACAUUUUUGAACAUGGUCCGCUAGUCUUUGAACUUGGUCCGACACCUAAUUUACUAUGGCCCUAUGAGUUUGAUACCCCUGUGUUAGCGCAUAGCUUGCACUUCCAAAUUGUGAUUUCAACGUUAGGAUUUUUACUUAACGAUGUAAGGAUCCCUACUAAAUUAGAAAUUUUACAUCUCCAAUUUUAGAAAUCCUAAAUUUUGACGAAACAGAUUUUUGCAUUAGUUCCCAAUUACGUUACAUUCAGAGUUAGAUGCAGCGUAUAUAUAAAUCUAAUCCAUUAUUAUUAUUAUUAUUAUUAUUUAUAAACACAGUUUGAGCCAAACAACAAGAUUUGACUUUAUGCUUUCUUUGCCAUUUGUUUCCCCUUUUGACUAAACAGGUUUUUACAUUGGUUUAUGAAUUUUGAUGUUGACAAUGUUCGUCGAGGUAAAAAACCGAUACGAUAAUGAUCAGCAUAGAAAUUUUUCCAUCGCUCUCCACACUUUGACUGGAAAGUAACAAUUCAUAUUUUAGUCUCGGGAAUUAUGUCAAAAUAAGAAUUUCCGAUGCAAAAAUGUAUGAGUCUAAUGAAAACAUUAAAAUUCGGAAAUGUUCAUUUAGUUCAGAGAUAGAAAGUUCUCAGACUAAAUUUGUGUUCUGACACUAGUCCGAAUUUUCAUUUCAAAGUCGGAAAUUAUUAUUGGACACAUUUGAGCCAAACUUUUUUUUUGCUAUUUAAAUCCAAUUGUGACUGUUUUUAUAAUUUUUUAACAACAGCUUUACAUUACAUAAACUAUGGCUGCUGGUUUGCGUGUGACAGUGACGUUCAGAGGUGAUUUGUAAAAGUAAUCAUAUACUUAAUGAACAUGAUUGAUGAAUAUUUGACUCUUCAGUUGUACAGAAAAGCUGAGUCCUCUUAAAUGACUCUUCACUGUGUGGCCUUGCGAGGAAGAUGUCAUGCAAUCAUCCCUUCAUGAGACCAUCAAUAAAAUGUUGACAUCU
This is a messenger RNA of Entelurus aequoreus (snake pipefish), 4434 nucleotides long. RefSeq names its product SH3-binding domain protein 5-like, a (gene sh3bp5la). Lineage: Eukaryota; Metazoa; Chordata; Actinopteri; Syngnathiformes; Syngnathidae. The record is from RefSeq and is a predicted model, not a curated record. Gene Ontology annotation, biological process: intracellular signal transduction; negative regulation of protein tyrosine kinase activity. The transcript has 6 exons. Gene Ontology annotation, cellular component: cytoplasm. Gene Ontology annotation, molecular function: protein kinase inhibitor activity. The coding region runs from base 438 to 1736 and encodes 432 amino acids.